Molecule: messenger RNA, 582 nt
Organism: Lathyrus oleraceus (garden pea)
Lineage: Eukaryota; Viridiplantae; Streptophyta; Magnoliopsida; Fabales; Fabaceae
Exons: 1
Coding region: 1-582 (193 amino acids)
Source: RefSeq, a predicted model, not a curated record
AUGGCCACUAUGAAAGCCCAGGUGGGUCAACUUGUUGAAGCCAUACAAGCUUUGGCUAGAGGACAAGAGGAAAUGCGUCAGGCUAAUUUUAGAGCUUUCGUUGCCAACCCUCUUGUUAUGACAAUACCAGUGAAUCCACCAGAAGGAGUUGGUACACCGAUCAUAACUCAACCACCUCCUGAGAGAGGCCUAGUGUAUCAAAAUUUUGCUCAGACAUUCAACAUCCCUUUCCAUGGGAGAAUUCAACCUUAUAUUGACGACCAUAAGGAUGCUUUCUUCACUACAAGGGUUGAUUCUGUAUAUGAUGCUUUUGGUUCUUCUUCAGCUGACCUCGAAAGAAGAUUUCAUAUGAUGGAGGAUAAAUUAAAGGCGAUAGAAGGUCCCAAUACCUUUGGGUUACAUGUUGCCGAUAUGUGCCUAGUGCCAAGCGUGAAAAUUCCUCCUAAGUUCAAGGUUCCAAACUUUGAAAAGUAUCAAGGGAUCACCUGUCCUAAGACUCAUGUCCGAGCUUUUUGCAGAAAGAUGGUUGCUUAUUCUGAUGAUGAAAAACUCUUAAUGCACUUUUUUCCAGGACAUCCUUAG